AUGGUUCUUCAUCAGUACGAUUACAUCUUUGCCAUUGGCACAAUAUUCGCCUUCCUCGAUGCCUGGAAUAUCGGCGCCAAUGAUUGCGCCAACUCCUGGUCGACGUCUGUUUCGUCGCGUUCGCUAAAGCACUGGCAAGCUAUGAUCCUCGCCACUAUCAUGGAGUUUGCUGGAGCUGUUGGUGUAGGAAACAGUGUUUCUGAUACUAUCCGUACCAAGAUUAUCAAGAUCGAUGCCUUCAAGGAUAACGCCCCUCUCCUCAUGCUUGGCAUGUGCUGCGCUGUGGUUGCCUCCUCUCUCUAUCUUACCUUCUGUACCAAGAUCGGCCUUCCCGUUUCGACAACCCACUCCAUUCUCGGCGGUAUCCUUGGAAUGGGUAUCGCGCUUAUCGGUGCUGAUGAUGUUAUCUGGUGGGGAGGUGAUAUUAACUCUGGUGUCGUCCAGGUGUUCCUUGCCUGGGUUAUUGCACCUCUCAUGUCUGGUGUUGCUGGUGCGCUCAUUUUCUUGAUCACCAAGUAUGGUAUCCUGCUGCGGAGCAACCCCGCCCUCAGGGCGCUGUACACCAUUCCAUUCUAUUUCCUCGUGACUAGCUCCCUGCUUACCAUGCUUAUUGUCUGGAAGGGUGGCAGCAGCAGAAUUGACCUCAAUGGGGGUGAGAUCGCUGGAACUGUUGUUGGUGUUGGUGCUGGCAUGGCUCUUAUCUCUGGCUUCUUCCUUUGCCCCUGGAUCUACCGCAGAGUCAUCAAGGGUGACUGGCAACUCAAGCCUUGGGAUCUGCUCUACGGCCCUCUUGUUCUCCGCCGUGGUGAAGUCCCUCCCCGUCCUGCGCAUGUCAAGAGCGUCCGUGACUACUAUCACGGCCACAAGACCCUCGAGGAACUGCAAGUUGAGCGUUCCACUGAUGUCGAACAAAGAAGUAGCAACAGCACUAGUGAGCCCGAUUCCCCCGACCUCAAGGGAGAGUCCAAGGUCACUACCAACCCGCACACCGAGACUGAAUCCAGGGAUCCUGAUGUCAUCAAUAUUUGUGGUCCUCGUCCCGAGGGAUCCUGGUACUCUGGCCGCGUCCUGUUCUGGAUGGCGAAGAAGGCCCUCCUCAACGGUAUCGAGCAAGACGUUGUUAGCGCCCAGAAGGGUGACAGCAAACUUGCUGGCGAUCUCGAGAAGACCCAUGCCCAUGCUGAACACUAUGACAACGAAGCCGAGUACAUGUUCUCUUUCCUCCAGGUUCUGACAGCCUGCACUGCGUCUUUCACCCAUGGUGCGAACGAUGUUGCCAACGCUGUUGGUCCCUACGCAACCAUCUACGCUAUCUGGAAAUCUGGUGCCCUUGAGGGCGCUAAGACCGAGGUCCCCAUGUGGAUUCUUGUCUUUGGUGGUGUUGGUAUCUCCAUCGGUAUCUGGACAUACGGUUAUCACAUCAUGAGCAACCUGGGUAACCGUCUUACCUUGCACUCUCCCUCUCGUGGAUUCGCUAUGGAACUCGGUGCCGCCAUUGCUGUCAUUAUUGCCACCAGACUUAAGCUCCCCGUCUCCACUACCCAGUGUAUCACCGGUGCUACCGUCGGUGUUGGACUUUGCAACGGUACUUGGCGCACAAUCAACUGGCGCAUGGUCGCCUGGAUAUACAUGGGCUGGAUCAUCACACUUCCCUGCGCCGGUAUCAUCUCCGGUUGUCUGACCGGAAUCAUCGUGAACGCUCCUCGUUGGGGUAUGCCCAACUAA
Molecule: messenger RNA, 1725 nt
Organism: Penicillium vulpinum
Lineage: Eukaryota; Fungi; Ascomycota; Eurotiomycetes; Eurotiales; Aspergillaceae
Product: inorganic phosphate transporter
Exons: 6
Coding region: 1-1725 (574 amino acids)
Biological process (GO): phosphate ion transmembrane transport
Cellular component (GO): membrane
Source: RefSeq, a predicted model, not a curated record